Messenger RNA from Manis javanica (Malayan pangolin), 2862 nucleotides. It is a transcript of the gene MAN1B1, whose product is annotated as mannosidase alpha class 1B member 1. NCBI's taxonomy places the organism in Eukaryota, Metazoa, Chordata, Mammalia, Pholidota, Manidae. The record is from RefSeq and is a predicted model, not a curated record. Gene Ontology annotation, biological process: carbohydrate metabolic process; mannose trimming involved in glycoprotein ERAD pathway. Gene Ontology annotation, molecular function: calcium ion binding; mannosyl-oligosaccharide 1,2-alpha-mannosidase activity. Gene Ontology annotation, cellular component: endoplasmic reticulum; membrane.
CGCAGAGGGGUUAGGAGGGCCCGGCGCACGCGCGUUGGCGCGCAAGGGAUGGGCGGAGUGUUGACUACCCUGGGAUGGCGGCCAGCGGGUACCGGGACGGCGGAGCCGUCAGCGACCCGCAGAAACCGACUUCCUGACGCGGCCGGAGGGCGGGGUCGCUCGGACUGCCUCCGCCGCUGUCAUGUAUCCGGUGCCGCCCCCGGCCCCGCAGCGGGACUUCAUCUCGGUGACGCUGAGCCUUGGUCGGGGUCCCGAAGACGGCAAAGGCUGGCGGCGGCGCUCGUGCUGGAGGAAGUGGAAGCAACUGUCGAGAUUGCAGCGGAACGUGAUUCUCCUUGUCGUGGCGUUUCUGAUGCUCUGCGGACUCCUGUCCUACAUCAGCGUGGCUGACCCGUGGAAAGCCGUGCGUGGCCAGUCACCGGGAGAGCAGAAGACGGGACCAGCAAAUCCACCCGCCCUGCCGGCGCCUCAGAAAGCAGAUGCUGACCCCAAAACCUUUCCAGGGGCUCCACCGCAGAGGCCUCAGAGGCAUUUCCGACGGGGACCGCCCCGCCUGCCGAUCCAGGUACCCACUGAAGGCGAGACGGACAGGAGGCUCGAGGAAUCCAGGAGGAGGGCCGAGGUGGCAGGCGGCGCAGGCCAGGGGGAGCGCACGCAGAGAGCAGGGGUCGGCUGGAUGGGACCAGUGAUAGGGCCGUGGCGGGGCACCCAGCACCCUUGGAGAAAAGGAGAGGCGCCCACUAGGCCUUCCUUGCAGGCCAGCAGGACUCAGACCCGACCCGCCACCCCAAACGAGCGUCAGAAGGCUGUGGUAGACGCCUUCCGCCACGCAUGGGCUGGAUACCGCAAGUUUGCCUGGGGCCAUGAUGAGCUGAAGCCUGUGUCCAGGUCGUUCAGCGAGUGGUUCGGGCUGGGCCUCACGCUGAUCGAUGCCCUGGACACCAUGUGGAUUUUGGGUCUGAAGAAAGAAUUUGGAGAAGCCAGGAAGUGGGUGUCAAAGCAGCUCCGGUUCCAGAAGGAUGUGGAUGUCAACCUGUUCGAGAGCACUAUCCGAAUCCUGGGGGGCCUUCUGAGCGCCUACCACCUGUCGGGGGACGCCCUCUUCCUGAGGAAAGCCGAAGAUUUUGGGAAUCGACUCAUGCCUGCAUUCCGAACGCCCUCCAAGAUCCCGUACUCCGAUGUGAACAUCGGCACCGGGGCUGCCCACCCGCCCCGGUGGACCUCGGACAGCACAGUGGCCGAGGUGACGAGCAUUCAGUUAGAGUUCCGGGAGCUCUCCCGCCUCACGGGUCUGAGGAAGUUCCAGGAGGCCGCGGAGGAGGUGAGCCGGCACAUCCACUCACUGUCCGGGAAGAAGGAUGGGUUGGUGCCCAUGUUCAUCAACACACACAGCGGCCUCUUCACCCACAUGGGAGUGUUCACCGUGGGCGCCAGGGCCGACAGCUACUAUGAGUACCUGCUCAAGCAGUGGGUCCAAGGCGGGAAGAGGGAGACACGGUUGCUGGAAGACUACAUUGAAGCCGUCGAAGGCAUCAAAAGGCACCUGGUCCGCAGAUCUGAACCCAGCAAGCUCACCUUUGUAGGGGAACUUGCCCACGGCCAGUUCAGCCCCAAGAUGGACCACCUAGUGUGCUUCCUGCCAGGGACACUGGCUCUGGGUGCCCACCACGGCCUGCCCGCUGACCACAUGGAGCUGGCCCAGGCACUGAUGGAAACCUGCUACCAGAUGAACCACCAGAUGGAGACGGGGCUGAGCCCUGAAAUUGUACACUUCAACCUGUACCCACAGAAGGCCCAUAAGGAUGUGCAGGUCAAGCCAGCGGACAGGCACAACCUCCUGCGGCCUGAGACGCUGGAGAGCCUGUUCUACCUGCAUCGCUUCACGGGGGACCCCAAGUACCAGGAUUGGGGCUGGCAGAUCCUGCAGAGCUUCAACACGUACACGCGGAUCCCCUCGGGCGGCUACUCCUCCAUCAGCAACGUCCGGGACCCCCACAACCCGCAGCCCAGGGACAAGAUGGAGAGCUUCUUCCUGGGUGAGACCCUCAAGUACCUGUAUCUGCUCUUCUCAGACGACCCGGACCUGCUCAGCCUGGACACCUAUGUGUUCAACACUGAGGCUCACCCCCUGCCCAUCUGGGCCCCCGCCUAGGGUGCAGUGACUCCCUGUGGGCACUGCCCAGGGGUCUGACGCGUCCUGUGCUCGAGGACACCUGUGAGCAGGACCCUGGCCGUGGUUAGCUCUGCCCUCCUUUGACCCCUGCGAUGCAGUGUCUAGCUGAUGGUUGAUGCCCGGCCAACAGUCAGCUGGGCCAGGAUGUGUGGGCCUCGUGUGGUCUGGUGGCUGCUGGGCAUCAGGUGCUCUGCCCUGGCUCUGGGCUCCUUGUCUGGGGUUCUCAUCAGACACCAUUAGAAACAAGAACUCAGCGCUGUGAUUCAGGGCUGCCCCAUCCACAGGGGCGCCUCUUCCUUCUUCCCAUGAAAGCCCAUCAUGCCUCACAUUCCUGAGACCUGACCACCCUGUCAGCUGGCGCGGUGGCUUCGUGUAGCCCCAGGCCUCUGCUUCCUCCAGGGUCGCCCCAGGUCUCCCGGAUCCCAUGUGCUCACAGACAAAAGCAGUUCAGCCCAGGGCCAGCCGGCUGGGUCUCAGCCUGUGAACGUGCCCUGACCCAGGGUUCUUGGGGGGCACCUGUGACCUCUUGGGGAUCCGGGCUCUUGGCCAGCUAUGGUGUUUACAUGUUGGACUCAGGGAUUCCCCUGCCCAGCCUGGGCUGGGAGGGGCCGGGCAGGCACAUUUACCUUGCCCCCUGCCCGCCCCCCGUGGAGUGGACUUUGCAGCGGAUAAAGUGCAUUCGCUCUGUC